Molecule: messenger RNA, 2339 nt
Organism: Neocloeon triangulifer
Lineage: Eukaryota; Metazoa; Arthropoda; Insecta; Ephemeroptera; Baetidae
Gene: mrj
Product: dnaJ homolog subfamily B member 6-B
Exons: 8
Coding region: 256-1050 (264 amino acids)
Molecular function (GO): Hsp70 protein binding
Source: RefSeq, a predicted model, not a curated record
AGGCAGCAGCGCAGGCGACAGACAUACAACACCCAGCAGCAACUUCUUGAGUUCUUGCUCCAAGACGGGCUGCUGGCUGCAAAUUAUUUAAUUUACCUUCUCGUAGGUGGUUAAAUUUUUGCUCACCGCCCACCCCGCGCACCAACACCCCUAAACACAUUGGUCCAGUUCGAGCGCUGUCUUACCAUAUGAUCUGCUAAUCGGAAUCCGACCCGGCUUUUUUCAUCCGCUAAGCAACUGAUUCGGCUCAUCACAAUGGUGGACUACUACCGAGUACUCGAACUCCAGAGGACAGCGUCCACGGCUGAAAUUAAGAAAGCAUACAAGAGAUUAGCCUUGAAAUGGCAUCCAGACAAAAACCAGAACAACAUCGAGGAGGCUACCAAGAAGUUCAAAGAGAUCUCAGAGGCCUACGAAGUCCUUGUCGACGAGGAUAAGCGGCGCUUGUAUGACCAACGACACCAGAAGCCCUCGUACACCAGACCCACCCGUAGCUUCAACGCCAGGAGCUUUUUUGAGUCGCCCUUCCACCGUUUCUUUGACAAGAAGCGUAGGGUUUACGACCAGUAUGGCAAGGAGGGUCUGAACGGCGGCAGCGCCACCCGCAGGAGUAGAUACGAGGAUGACUUUGGCUUCGGCUACCCCCACUUCACCUUCAGAGACCCCGAGGAGGUGUUCAGAGAGUUCUUCGGACACAGCUUCCCUAGCUUCUUUGGUCCUCCGAGGAGGGGUCAGUCUCAGAGUCUGAACAGCUUCGACCCAUUCGGCUUUGCCUUCGGCGGAAUGGGCAUGAGCAUGUCACCGUUCGACGACCUCAUGAGCCCCUCGAGCUUCACCUCUUUCUCCACCAUCAACAGCAGUUUCAGCAACAGUCCCAGGUCGGGCUCCAACGUCAAGAGGACUUGCCACACCACCAGAUUCAUCAACAACAAAAAGAUCUCUACCACAAAAACAACUGAAAAUGGGAAGGAAACGAUAAUGGUGUUUGAAAACGACGUUCUCAAAUCGAAGACUGUCAACGGUGUGCCACAGUCGAUCACCUACAGCUAAGCAUUCCAGCCACGCGCGCCGCCGGGACCAAAAGACUUUUGAGUAGCCGUGUCCUUGCGCGCCAAGUGUCCGACAAACCGUGUACAUUGUUAUAGUUUAAGUCUCGAUCAACAACCAGCAGGUGGAAAACAAAGAUGAAGCUUUUUUCUCGAUGCCAACGCCUGCUCCUCUUGCAACACUUUAUCAGCCCGCAGACAACCAAUGUGAUAAAACCCAGAAAUUAAUGAAUUAACCCCUUCAAUCUAAUAUAUUUAAACAAACAUGCAUAUUAUGUCUGAGGAUGUACUGAAACGGAGCAAGAAAAGAAAAGGGAGGGAAAAUUAUUCAUGUAAUAUGAAAUGUACGGUGCAAAAACGCCCAAACUUAUUAGAAAUUUCCUGUCCCUUGCCAAUUUAUUUGACUGAUAUUUUGUCAUUGGCUUUGCGUGAAUCUGCUAAUGUUUCUGCUCAACCAACUCAAGAAAUAGUGUUGUCUCGACCCAACUGGGACCUUUUUCCCAUUUAUGCUUUAGCCCAUGAUGUUAAAAGUGCAGAUACAUAUAAUUAUAUCGACGUUUACCUGAAUAUUUGUAUAUUGGAUAAAUUUAAAUGUUUCCAAAAUGCUCCAGAGAGACUCUUUAGCAGCACAAAUUAUUUCGGAGCCUUCGAGUAGGGAUCAAAUUCCAUUUCUGUUGCUAGAAGUUUAGGUCAAAAAAGCUUUAAAAAAAAAUUCAAAUUUCUCUCUCGUUGCAAUCAUAAUUCUAUUGUAGGAUAAUUAUCAAAUAACUGUUAUACAAAUUUCACUCAUCUUUAAAUUAUUGUCGAAGAAAAAUUAUAAAUGUAUUGUGCAGAGCAACAGGGAUGGAGCUGGUGCGCAGGUGCCCAGCUCUGAUUGAUAGGAAGCAAUUAAUUAAACAUUUAAUGUUGUAGGAGAUGAGCAUAUGGUGGAUUUACAAAGUCCUCUGCCUGUUAAAAAGAACUAUUGCAAUUUUUGUGGUUAGGUGGGUGGACAGUGCUGUCUAUUUAAAACACGCUCAUUUGGAAAAUCACCAAAUAGACAAAAUGUAAAAUCCGACAGUUUUGAAUUAAUUCACGUAACUUAUGUGUUCGUACUGUUAAGUUAUUUCAACGAAUGCCAAAAUGGCAGUCUCACGCACCCACAAAUGCUCUUUAUUUUUUUUUGUCUUCACAUAAAUUUAUUUUGACGAAAACUGUACUGUAUUUUUGUUUGCAUCGAAUCGCAUUACAGUGAGUGAAUACUAAAUGAAUAAAAGUAGAAAACAAAUUAAUUGUUGGAUAAUACUACAAUUA